AGUAACUCAAUGGGCUAAAGAGAAAAUGCAGAAUUUUUUGAAGAAGUUUCCGACGCAACGAACGAAUAGAGUGACAGGAAUUUUGACACGAACAGCUUACACAAAAGAAACCAAGUUAAAUGAUAAUGAAUUUGAAUACACGGUUCCAUUCUCUAGUGCCCGGUUAGGUCACUUUACACAGCCACAACCUAAGUUGGGAAAUUUUCUUAAACAGGACCAAACUUUGAUCAAAAUUCUUAAGAAGAAUAUACCAAAACAGUACUACCAAACAGUUGAAGAUGAUCUAUACAGAUUUAGUGAGAGGAUUUCAUCAGAAAUUGAUGACCUGAGUUUUCAAUGUGAAAAAGAGAAACCGUAUGUACAGACGUUUGAUGCAUGGGGUAACAGAAUAGAUCAACUGGUUACCUGUGAAGCAUGGAAGAAAAUGCACAACAUUUCAGCAGAAGAAGGUCUUAUUUCUUUAGGAUAUGAUAACCCAAAAGAAGAAUGGAGGCGUUUACAUCAGAUGUCAAAGCUAUAUAUAUUUGCCUCAUCCUCUGGACUUUAUAGUUGUCCAUUGGCUAUGACAGAUGGCGCUGCAACAAUUAUAAGGAGAAUAGAAAAUCCAACCAGCCAAUUACUGAAAGCCUUUCAAAACUUAACUUCAAGAAAUCCUAAAGAAUUUUGGACAUCUGGUCAGUGGAUGACUGAAAAGAAAGGAGGAUCUGAUGUAGCUAGUGGUACAGAAACAGUGGCUGUGGAGCAGGAUGAUGGAAGUUACAGAUUAUAUGGUUAUAAAUGGUUCUCUUCAGCUACAGAUUCAGAUAUGGCUUUCACAUUAGCCCGUGUAGUUGAUAAACAUAACAAUAUCACAGAAGGAACAAAAGGACUAUCACUAUUUUAUUUGGAAACCAGGAAAAAUGAUGGCAGUUUGAACAACAUUCAGAUAAUGAAAUUGAAGGACAAAUUGGGGACUCGACAACUACCUACAGCCGAGUUAUUAUUAGAUGGAACUUCAGCAAUUAUAGUUUCAGACCUAGGCAAAGGUGUGGCAGGAAUUUCCAGUAUGUUAACAUUGACAAGAAUACACAAUGCUGUGGCUGCUUGUUCAAGUAUGAGAAAGUUAUUAAUUUUAUCGAAAGACUACAGUUUAAAGAGAGAAGCUUUUGGUAACCAGCUGUACAAUUAUCCUCUUCAUGUGCAGACACUGGCCAGAUUAGAGACUGAAGUGAGAGCUGCCACCUUGUUUGUUUUCCAUGCAGUGUCGCUAUUAAGUAAGCAAGAGAGUGGAAAUGCUACUGAAGAUGAAUUACACUUACUAAGAUUGCUCACUCCUCUCAUCAAGUUAUACACAGGUAAACAGGCUAUGUCAGUAAGUUCAGAAGGUUUGGAAAGUUUUGGAGGUCAAGGUUACAUAGAGGAGACUGGGUUACCGAAUUUUCUUAGAGACGCUCAGGUGUUAACUAUAUGGGAAGGAACAACAAAUAUCCUGUCAUUAGAUGUGUUACGAUGUAUCAGUAAAUCAAACGGUCAGGCAUUGAUAUCUUUAAAAAAUGACGUUGACAACAAACUAUCCACUACACCUUCAGAGUUAUCAAAAGAAGCAGAGAAGUUACAAAUGGCAUUGAAAUCAGUAUUGCAUUUUGUUACAAAAAAUCAGAAAAAUUUGGAUGUUUUGACUUUUGCUGCCAGAGAUUUGUCAUAUAGUUUGUCAAGAAUAUACAUGGGAACAUUAAUGAUUGAACAUACAGCGAGCUGUGGAAUGUCACCAGCUGAUAUUUAUGCAUGUAAAAGAUGGUGUGAACAACAACUAUCUUUAGUUUCUAACAACGACCAGUACAGUAAACAAAGCUCAGAUAUGGAAAAAGAACUUGUUUAUGGAUGAUGCUCAUUCUCCAGAAAUCUAUUUAUAUAUCUGUGAUAUCAAUUGAACACAUAUGAAUGACCUUGAUUAUGUUGAUCUUGAUUUUAAGGGAAACUUGUUAUUCCCUGUGUAUAAAAUUAAUGAAAACAAUCAUUAAUUGGUUGUGAUCUCAUUGAAAACUUUACCAGUAAUGAUUGGUUAGGUCUUUCAUGAAAAUGUAUAAAGAAUUAUUGUAUAAUGUUAAACAAAUAUCACAAAUUCAAUAUUAUUGAAAAUAAGUUGCUGAUGAUGUGAAAAAUAUUACUGAAGAUGUCGACUAUGGAAAUUUAUUUAUGAUUUUUGUUGAUCUUGAUUAAAAAUGAAUAUUUCUCCCA
This is a messenger RNA of Mytilus californianus (California mussel), 2217 nucleotides long. RefSeq names its product acyl-CoA dehydrogenase family member 11-like. Gene Ontology annotation, molecular function: oxidoreductase activity, acting on the CH-CH group of donors. The transcript has 13 exons. The record is from RefSeq and is a predicted model, not a curated record. Bases 26 to 1864 code for a protein of 612 amino acids. Lineage: Eukaryota; Metazoa; Mollusca; Bivalvia; Mytilida; Mytilidae.